Molecule: messenger RNA, 4139 nt
Organism: Papaver somniferum (opium poppy)
Lineage: Eukaryota; Viridiplantae; Streptophyta; Magnoliopsida; Ranunculales; Papaveraceae
Product: histone-lysine N-methyltransferase ATX4-like
Exons: 23
Coding region: 653-3886 (1077 amino acids)
Biological process (GO): regulation of transcription by RNA polymerase II
Molecular function (GO): protein binding
Source: RefSeq, a predicted model, not a curated record
AAAAAAGAUCGCAUGCCAACGCAUCUUAGCCAAGCCAGAUCCUAUCCCACCACGUGUUUCCCGAAAAUUUCGUUACUAAAAAGAAACUUCCUCCCUCCUAAAAUCUCCCUCCAUUAUUUCUAUCUCGAUUCAGUUUCAUUUUAGAAAUAUUGGAGCCAAAAUCCAGAUCUCCCUCCAAUUUGUUCCUUAACAAAAACUUCAGAAGAGAAGAUAAAAAUAGAGCCUUUACCAUUUAGUUACGUUACUCUCUGAACUAAUCCAGUACCAAACAACACAGAUCGUUUGGAUUCUCAUUCUCUUUCUUUCUCUGAAGGUUUUUACUUUUUUAAUCACGAAAUUCAUCAAUUUCAUUCUCUGUAUUUUUUUGUUCUUCAGCUUAUUGAUUUUUUUCUUCAAAAUUCGUAUAAAAGUUGGGUCUUUUCUGAACUAGUUGUUAUAUGGGUUUCGUUGCUGAAUGGAACUGUAGAAACUAAGGUUUGGGAGAUUAGAAUUAGGGUUUUGCAAAAAGAAGAAGAAGAAGAAAAUGACUAGAUCCUGAAUGUUUUGCAGGUUUGCGACUUCUGACCUUGGAUUAGGGUUAUUGAAUUGCUGUUGAUUGGGAUUGUAAGAGGAGAAAAAAGGUUUUUGGGUUUAGUUUUAUUGAUUACAGAAAAUGAAUAUCAAAGGGAGUUCGGAGUCGGAAACACCGAGCUUGAAAAGGUGUAAAACUAAACAAGUAUCCCGUUCUUAUGAUAAUGGUAUUUGUGGUUAUAUUAAGAAACGGAAGGUGAAUGAAGAUGAUGAGUUUCAGCUGUUUGAAAAUGUUGUUGCUGAUGGAAUUUCGUUUGCAUUUGAACAAUCCUUUGGUGAUAAUGGCAGAAUCCCAGCAUCUUGGCAUACUGAAAAUUAUUGUCAUGGUGAGGGCGAAUUGAAGAAUCAAAAUGAUCACAUGAUAGAAAAUCGUGUGGAGCUUUACUUUUCACCCCUCGUGAGAACUUCUCGUGGUCGUGUUCAGGUACUUCCCUCACGUUUUAGUGAUUCUGCUCUCCAUCCUUGGAUGAAAGAGGAUAUGGGUACAAGUUAUUUGGAAUUAUCAGAUAUCAAUGUAGGGAUUUUAAAUACUCAUAAGAAAAGAAAAUACAAUAAGAAAAGCUGCAAAAUUUUGGAUAAAGAGAAUAGUUUCAGUUCUAGGGUUGUUUCUAAGUUUGAAGAAGUAAAGAUUGAAAGGGGAUGGGAUGAAAUCGAUUGUUUGGGAUCAAGGAUCAGCACUAGUAGUUCACUUACAUCAGUUUGUGAGCAGCUGGUGAUUGAUGAUAAAAAAACUUCAGUUACUGAAUUUGAAGAAAAGCCGAGAUGUGAAUAUCCAAAGAGCUUCAAAAAUGCAUCAAAGAAGAGCUCAAUUGGGAAGCGUAAGGAUUUUUAUCUGCUUGAAGACUUCGUUUUAGGUGCUUUAGUUUGGGCUAAAUGUGGGAAGAGGUAUCCUGCCUGGCCAGCUAUUGUUAUUGACCCAAUGUUGGAAGCUCCUGAAAGUGUUCUGAACUCCUGUGUUGCUGGAGCUAUCUGUGUCAUGUUCUUUGGAUACUCUGGGAAAAGAAAAGAAAGGGAUUACGCAUGGGUGAAACAUGGAAUGCUCUUUCAUUUCAUGGACUAUGUUGAUAGGUUUCAGGGACAGACACAGCUGCACAAGAGCAAGCCUAGUGACUUUCGGAUGGCUAUAGAGGAGGCUUUUUUGGUAGAUAACGGAUUUAGUGAGAUGUCAAUGGAAGGAGUGCACACGCCUAAUGAUCAAUCAAUUUGUCUCCAGUCUUUUCCUAGAGGGAUCAAACAAACAAUUGAUUCAAAUAAGGAUCAGGAGUGUCAUUCUCACGACCAGGCUUUGCGCCAGAAGAAACACAUACUUCCUUGUGAUGGAUGUGGCUUGAGCUUACCCUUUAAAUAUACAAAGAAAAGGAAGGGUUCAAUAUCCAAGAGGCAGGUCUUAUGUAAGCAUUGUACUAAGUUACAAAAAUCAAAGCAAUAUUGUGGAGUUUGCAAGAAAAUCUGGCACCAUUCAGAUGGUGGGAAUUGGGUUUGCUGCGAUGGAUGUGAGGUUUGGGUCCAUGCAGAAUGUGAUAACAUUUCCAGUGACCUUUUCGAGAAUCUGGCGAAUACUGACUAUUACUGCCCGGAUUGCAAAACGAGAUUUAAUUUUGACUUAUCAUCUUUUAAAAACUCACAGCCAAACAUUAGAUCAGAUGCAAACAGAGGACUUUAUGCGUUGCCCAAUAGGCUAGCUGUUGUCUGCAGUAACAUAGAGGGAAUAUAUUUUCCAAGCCUUCAUGUUGUUGUAUGUAAAUGUAGCUCAUGUGGAACGCAGAAGCAACAAUCACCUAGGGAGUGGGAGCGGCAUACAGGUUCCAAAAAUAAAAAUUGCAAGUCUACUAUAAUAGUGAAAGGAUCAACAAUACCACUAGAACAAUGGAUACUGCAGGUUUCAGAAUGUCUUGAACACGGUCUUGUUUCAACAAAAACUCCAAAGACACCUUCCUUGGAGCCAAGGCAACAAAAAUUGAUUGAUUUUUUUCAAGAGAAGUAUGAGCCAGUUGUUGCUAAGUGGACAACGGAACGAUGUGCUGUUUGUAGAGGGGUUGAAGAUUGGGAGGACAAUAAGAUAAUUAUCUGCAUCAGAUGUCAAAUAGCAGUCCAUCAAGAGUGCUAUGGGGCAAAACAUGUUCAGGAUUUUACGUCCUGGGUUUGCAGAGCAUGUGAGACACCUGAUGUCCAGAGGGAGUGUUGUCUUUGUCCUGUAAAAGGUGGUGCUUUGAAGCCAUGUGAGGUGAAUCCAUUGUGGGUUCAUGUUACUUGUGCUUGGUUCCAACCUGAAGUAUCUUUCUCAAGUGAUGAGACAAUGGAGCCAGCUGUUGGAAUCUUCAGCAUUCCAUCAAGUUCCUUUAGGAAGGUUUGUGUGAUCUGUAAUCAAGCACAUGGUUCGUGUCAACAGUGUUUCAAGUGUUCUACUUGUUAUCAUGCGAUGUGUGCAUCACGAGCGGGGUAUCAAAUGGAGUUCCACUGCUCGGAGAAAAACGGGAGACAAAUUACGAAGAUGGUCUCAUAUUGUGCUGUCCACAGAACCCCGAACCCAGAUAAUGUUUUAGCUGUAAAGAAUUCCGCAGGGAUUAUAUCCACAAAAGGAAUGCUCCAAGAUAAGAAUCGAACUGGUGCAAGACUUACUUCAUCUAGCAGAACCGUACUUUCUGAGGAUUUACAUAUAGAAAGUGAUCAAUAUAACUCGUUGUCUGCGGCGAGAUGCCGUACCUAUAAACAACAGCACAAAAGGAAAAGUAUGGGAGACGGAGCGAUACCCCACAUAGUAAUGGGGCUUCACCAUCAUCCAUUGCCCAUGAUCGAAUGCUUAAACACAUUUAAGGAAGAAAAGCUUUUAAAAUCAUUUACUACAUUCAAAGAGCGCCUUUAUGACUUGCAGAAAACCGAAAAGGAGAGGGUUUGCUUUGGGAGAUCUGGCGUACAUGGAUGGGGACUCUUUGCACGCAAAGAAAUUCAAGAAGGAGAAAUGGUUCUUGAGUAUCGUGGUGAACAAGUCAGAGGAAAAGUUGCAGAUUUAAGGGAGGCCCGCUACAAGAAGGAAGGCAAAGACUGCUAUUUGUUUAAGAUAAGUGAAGAGGUAGUAGUUGAUGCCACCUAUAAAGGGAAUAUGGCACGCUUAAUAAAUCACUCGUGCAUGCCAAAUUGCUACGCAAGAAUCAUGAGUGUAGGUGGUGAAGAAAACCGGAUCGUUCUCAUUGCCAAGAUGAAUUUGUCUGUUGGUGAUGAGCUAACGUACGACUAUAUGUUUGAUACUGACGAGUCUGAUGACUUUAAAGUUCCCUGCUACUGUAAAGCGGCAAACUGCCGGAAGUUCAUGAAUUAGGCUAUUCAAUUAUACAAUAAGAGGUGCCAUUCUUUCUCCGUUUUGGAGCCUAGAUCAGUCAUCACAGUUUUUGAUAACCCACUGUAUAGCUUCUUUGAUUUAUACAUCUUUCUUAUGAUCCUAGUUGACAACAAUCACUCUGAUCUCUAGAUUUAGAGGCAGUGUGCUCAGCUAGUCACUCAUCACGAUAUGUUUCAUACAUAUACAUAAUUUCAAAAUUUGAAAUACAAAGCUUCAGAAAAAUAUUACUCCA